Molecule: messenger RNA, 2496 nt
Organism: Polyodon spathula (Mississippi paddlefish)
Lineage: Eukaryota; Metazoa; Chordata; Actinopteri; Acipenseriformes; Polyodontidae
Product: peroxisomal membrane protein 11A-like
Exons: 3
Coding region: 471-1211 (246 amino acids)
Biological process (GO): regulation of peroxisome size; peroxisome fission
Cellular component (GO): peroxisomal membrane
Source: RefSeq, a predicted model, not a curated record
UAAAAGAGUCCACUCAGCAACGACAACUGGUGCUGCAGUUAAUUGUGCUGUACUGUAGAUAUUGUAUAUCCAUUCAUUCAUUUAAUAAUAUGGACAACUAGUGGCAGAGACUUUAUUUCAUAAAUCUUUUAAGAAUAAGGACGAUUACAUUUUUCGGAAUGGUCAACUAUAUUUAAUAUGCUUUUUUUCCGAUGUUUAGGAAAUUACAUUUUUUUUCUGCUGUUGAAGCAGCAGAGGUGAUCUUUGUUUUACACGUUUCUAGGUGAAAGGGCACAAUUGGUUUCCCAGUUGUUUUUUCUAGUGCUGGUCUGUCAAAUAAGGUCCACGCGCAUUUUGUAUAGAUAUUUCACCUUAAACUCACCUAUUGAUAUUAUUUAUAUGUAUGUAGAUUUAAAAAAAAUACUAAGAUAUAAUUUUAGUAAGUUUUGACGGGUUUGUACAGUUUGCAGGUGCACCGGUUUAAUAUAAGUAUGGAAUACUUUGUAACUUUCACCAACCAGAGCCAAGGCAGAGACCGCAUAUUCCGAGCGGCUCAGUAUGGAUCUGCCUUGCUUAUUUAUUUAUUGAAAAACAAAUCUGGAAGACAGAAACUGAUCAAAAAGCUACAGAGCCUGGAAUCCAACAUGAGCACAGGAAGGAAGUUGUUCAGACUGGGCAACACCGUCAGUGCGAUCAAUGCAGCCAAACGCACCUUGCAUCUUGAAGACCCGGUGCUGCGUUUGUGCUUGACGGUCGCCAAUCUGAAUCGCUCCUUGUAUUUCUUGUGUGACAACAUACUGUGGGCAAGAAGUAUCGGGCUGGUUACUAACAUGGACAAGGAGAGGUGGCGUGUGCACGCCUCCCGCUGUUACUUUGUCUCCUUGCUCAUGAACCUGACCCGGGACCUGUACGGAAUCUACCAGGCAAUGGAGCGGGAGGCUCAAGAUAAGCAGUAUCGGCAGAAGGUGAGCCAGCACCGCAGUGACGGCAGAGAUGUGGCGUGCGUGGCCGUCCUGAAUCUCCAGACUCUCCUCCUGCUGCUGUAUCACAGCCUGAGAUGCAACCCGUCUAUCCUGCUGGACACGGUGAAGAAUGCGUGUGACCUCUUCAUUCCCAUGGACAGGCUCGGCAUUUAUAAAACAAACCCUGGAGUGGUGGGCUUGUGUGGACUGAUGUCCUCGAUUUUAGGAAUCCUUACACUCAUGAAACCAAGCUUCAAACUGAAGCCUUAACAUUGGAAGCAGUGAUUAGGUAUCAUGAAGCUGAAUAUCUACUGUUUGUGGUAUAGCAAAAGUUACACAGUUAUUAUUGAUAGAUGAAACGGUAGCCGUAUCAGUCCAGAGGUGAUGAAUAUGUAGAUGUGAUACCUUUUAUUGGACUAACUAAACAACAAUUAAUUCCAGGCUUUCAAGGCCUUCAAAUGUCUCUUUCUUGAGGUGAAAGUAGAUAAGAGAGAUUGUAUCACUUCUCCUUCUCUUUGUCUAUCAUCUCUGGACUGAUAUGGCUACAAUUUCAUCUAUCAAUACCAUACAGCAAAAGGUCUUUCUGUAAUGUAACAUACAGUAAACCGCUGGGAUCUUUUUCUACAGUACUGUAAAGCAUUAAGCCUAUAUACUAUAGUACAUGCUCUGCUAUAGCGGGUAUUGUAGGAAAUAAGCAGAACUGUUAUUAUGGUUCGAAGCAGGAAUUUAAAAUGAGGAAAUUUAGAAGCUACUGUAUGUUCUAAUAGCAGUUUGCAUUCCAUGGAUAUCUUCUACUGGGGGACUCUGGAAUUUAACAUGCAUAUUGUUUAUGUUGGAAAGAAAAUAAUUUGGCUAUUGUGGGCAACAAUGGGAAUAAUUUCCACUCCUGCCCUGGACUGCUGCCGUUGCCAGCCUUGGCUUUGUAUUCUGGGGCUAUUUCACACAGAUAUUCAGCAUGGAAUAUACCUCGGGUAUUCAGUUGAUUAUCUGACUUUGUUUGCUUUUAUUGUUAAGUUCAGAUUUAACAAGCGUAAUAAUUACCUUUCUUUCGGGUCUGGCCAAGCAACUGGCUUGUGAAAUAAAAACUAAUAUAAACAACAGUGUCUAGGAUAGUCCUAGACUGGAAUAGUUAACAGGUCUGAUCUGGUAUGAAUCUGGAAAUGUGAACGUUCAUUAUUAUUAGUAGUAGUACUAUUAUGUAUGUGUUUAGGAAAGCUAACAUUUGUUAAUAUGUAUUUAAUGCUGUAGAUAUCUUUAUUUUAGUGCUAGAUGCACACUUUGUCUAGUUCAAAGUUAAUUUAAGUCUAAUAAUUUUUUUUAUUUAUUUUUUUUGUGAACAAGAAAAAGUGUUCCUAACAACUUUGAGUAUAAAUGACCAAGCCUUUUUUUGGUAGUCUUUAGGACAUAAAAAUCUAACUAUGCAAGUAUUUUAAAGUAUGCAAAAUAAGCACUUCUAUCUCAAAAUAGACUUAUAUAUACUUAUUACAAUUUCUAUUAUACUGAAAGAUUGUGUGGCUAAGAUUAACUGAAAUCUAUGUAUGGUUAGAUUGCAUGG